CCGAGCGUUUAAUUAAGCCCGUCGAGCUUGACAUGCGGCUUUCUUUUGCUUGCUUGCGUGCUGAGAGCUGCCCCUCUGCUCUGCCUAGUCGCGGUGCUCACUGUGGACUGUACUGUGCUUUACAUCUUGUCCAGAGUACACGCCCUUGUCCCUUGUUCGCAGCUCUUCAAUGUCUUUUCUUGACUCCCUGUCCAUCUCUCCAUUUCUUUCCUUCUUCUUUUCCUCGAUCUUGAGUUCCUGGCUUUUUUCCCCUCCAGACUCUUCAACACGCUCCUUUGCUUUGCCUUUCUUGCUUCUUUUCUUCUUCUUCUUUGAUCCUUCGAUUCCCCGACUCUUGCACAGCACACAGCCAAGAAUUCCGAAUGCACUUCGUCUUUUUAAUUACUUAUUUCAACUAUAUUCUUUCGGGUCUGGCACAUUAGUCUCUGCCUGCGAUUUCGCGACUUCUUUGCUCACGGCACGUCUGCUACAACGCCUCAUUCCACGACAAACACACCACACUCUCGGAAUUGCUUCACGCUCUGCAUUGCGCGCAGACAGCUUUCUUGUUCUGUAAACGGGCUCUUGCUUACUUCCCGUACCCAAUAUUUGGGGUUCGUGUUCCGCCGCAAACCCAUUUGUGGACGCAAUAGUCUAGAGUGGCUACCGCUCGCCUGCAGCUAAAAGCGCCACUGCCUUGUCCCACGGACUAAGCCUCCAUAGCCCAGGGUCGAGGCAUAUUGAGCUGUUAAACUCGAUUGCUACUUUUUUCUUCUUCUUUUUGACUUGGCCUUGAUAGGACGAGUACAGACAACAUUGUCCUGAUUAACGGCUAGAGCCGCUCAUAGUCGCCAUCAUGGUGUCCUUCUUUGGCCUCAAGUUUGGCAGCAAGGACAAAAAAUCACAGAAGCAAAGCCUGGAGCGUCAAAAUAGAGAAUGGAAUCGCGUCGACCAAAACUCCUUCGGCCGAGGCCAGUAUUUUGGCGACACUAACAACCCUCCCCGGCCCGAGACUUCAUAUUCCACGCGAACGCCAGUCAGCUUCCGCACUCCUUUCAGCAUGGGUGCCAAUUCCUCCAUGGUCGAUCUUUCAAUGCCUUCAGCACGAAGACCUAGCAUGAGCAGUCUGCGACAUUGGGCUACCGAUAGCUCUGCGAAUCUACCUCUCCCUCCUACACUCGCCGGGCCUGGCGUGCGUGUCGGCCUCCCAGAACGGCCAUCUACCGCUGGUUCCUCGCGCACCAAGGAAUGGGUAAACCCCCUCGAUGUACACUUUUGCAAAGAACCCAUCAUGGCGAAGCAACCUGAAAGUGACGAACCAAAGGGUGGUGUUAUGCGCCAGAUAGAGUUCAGCGUUAAGACUACAUCUAUUGACGACGACAAGGAUGCUGCCGAUACCACAACUAAGAAGAGCGCAACACACAAGAUUUCUUCGGGAUAUCCGUCGCCGCCAGCUUCUAGCAACGGCGACAGCACCCUACCGCUGACAAUAUCUGAGCCGUCUAGCCUCGGCAUUCUCAGCCCUAGCACAUCAUUUGCAUCGUCUUUACCUAGCCCGGUUCCUUCUGCGACCAGAUCGAGCGAUGACCAUUGGGAUUCGCCGGUUGUGCGAAACGUCCCAGCCAGACGCGACACCACCAUGUUCCACUCUGCCAGAAGACGCAGCUUCACCAAAGAUAUUCAGGCUAGCCCUGACGACGUGGCCAAGAUGCGCAAGCAGCAGCAGACGGAAGGCUUUGCUGGCAACUUUGCUGCCUUUGAUUUUGGGGAAGAAGUGCGCCGCCAGACGACAAUCGAUCUUCCCGCACCGCAGAUUGCCAGUACCGAAGAGGUGCCUACACCAAAGAUUUCAGAAGUACCGUUUACACCGACACCCAAGGAGCGAACUCCAUCAGUACCCAAGGCAGAUGCAGCGACCCCGACGCAAAGGACGUCACCCACACAGCCGCUCCCCAUCUUGGAAUCCGUCAACUCCUUCGAGUUCCCCAUGCCUGCAGCACUAGAGCACCGCAGCCCUCUUAUACCGCAGCGGCCCUCAACAUCCUACGGCCCCGGCCAGCGCAGCUUCUCCAAGGGCUCAACCAAGGCCGGAGGCGGCAGCGACCCAUUGGAUCUUGCCAGCACGCUUGCUGACUUCCGUCCCCGUGCGGACUCUGACGUAGUCGGAUUACCGCGCCCAACACGACCGGCCGUCACCAUUCCCACAGCCCAGGAUGCGCUGCGAUCCAACAGUCCCUUUGGCGGCGCCCUGCCCGAGAUGACAUACACCGUGUCCAUCGAAUCAGCACACAGCCCCAAGACAACGCCCAAGUCGUCCAUGGACAAGCCGCGCACCAGCCCGCCCAAGAAGUCCAUCUUCCCCAGCUCCAAGAACAGCCUGCCACGCGGACGCCAGCCGCCGCGCCGUCCUCCGCGAUCCGAUGAGGCGACAGCCGAGACGGUACCGGCGCGCCCCGAGUUCUCCGUCCCCAACUGGGGUUCCUUGGGCGUGGAUGCCGCCGAGCCACGCCGAUCUGCUAUGCCAGCACCUCUCGCAUCGUCAGGCCAUACGAUCAAGCCGUCUGUGUCAUCGCCGUCUAGCGAUGCGCCCCGUCUCAUCUCAUCGACCUUCAAGUCGCUCGAGCUGUCUCUCGAAGAGGCAGAGGACAGCUUCGCAUCGGCUUUUGAGCUGGCGCUCGAGAAGACGGUCAGCUCACCGUCGUCCAGCGACUUCUUCUCGCUCAGCAGCACACCUACUACACCGACAGGCACCGUCACACGAGUCGAGGCAAAGAAGGCUCCUCCUCGCCCACCACCCAUUACGCUGCCGCCUUCGCCUACAAAGUCCACGGAGCCGUCCAUUCGCUCGCCGCGCUCCGCGACGACAGCCGAGUUUCAAACUACUUUCAUCUAGCGACGCUCGUUUUCAACCGCUCACACAUUCACACACUCAUUUUUGACUGAUUCACUUUGCUUUCUUUUCGUUUCGUCUUGCCAUGGCAUGGAAUGCGGCCACGACUUAUAUAUAUAUAUAUACUCUUAUUUCUUGUACUGGAUACAACUUUGUUUGGUUUCGGAUGGGGGCUGACUAACUGGCCAUUGCGGAUUUAUAUUUCGGAUAAUCUACUGUUUUUUGGGAUAAAUAAGCGAGUCUUAUUUUUACUAUUAGUUCAUCUUAGUUUUUUUUGGAGAAAAAAUUGAUACCACACGUUGACUCUU
This is a messenger RNA of [Torrubiella] hemipterigena, 3177 nucleotides long. The record is from the annotation of a GenBank genome assembly. Lineage: Eukaryota; Fungi; Ascomycota; Sordariomycetes; Hypocreales; Clavicipitaceae.